This is a messenger RNA of Parus major (Great Tit), 2169 nucleotides long. RefSeq names its product BCDIN3 domain containing RNA methyltransferase (gene BCDIN3D). Gene Ontology annotation, cellular component: cytoplasm. The transcript has 3 exons. Gene Ontology annotation, molecular function: RNA methyltransferase activity; O-methyltransferase activity. Bases 415 to 1203 code for a protein of 262 amino acids. The record is from RefSeq and is a predicted model, not a curated record. Lineage: Eukaryota; Metazoa; Chordata; Aves; Passeriformes; Paridae. Gene Ontology annotation, biological process: miRNA metabolic process; negative regulation of pre-miRNA processing.
CCAAACCAUUUCGUGAUUCCAUGAAAACAAAGAAGGGCCGAUCCAGGGAGCAGGCGGCUUUCACCUGCAUUCGUGAGCUCCAGGCGCCCUCUGCUCUUCACGCUGGGGUUGAAAGCAGCAACAAAAGAAAUCCUGUGCCAGCCUGACCCUAAAGCUGUGCCAGGGCCCUGAACCUCCCUCUGCUCUUAAACCCGCCUUCAACAGGGAACUUUCAUUUCCUUCUGCUUUAAAACCUCUCCCUGCUGCAGCCUGUGGGGUCCUGGGCAUCCCAGUGCAAUCAGGGGCUGUGGCUGCGCUGGUGGCGCUGUCCCUUGUCGCUAUCCCUGCCCCGCGUGGCCCUCCUCGGAAUAUUUCUGCCUCGGAACGUUUCUCUUCGCUUGCGGUUUCCGCCCGGCGCGGGGGAACAGCGGGAAAAUGGCGGCGCCCAUGAGGCGGGGGAGCCGCGGCCCCGAGCCCGGCGCGGCUCCCUACGGGAACUUCCCAAAUUAUUCCCGGUUCCACCCGCCCGAGGGGCGCGUCAGCCUCCUGCCCCAAGGGCUCCUGUGCAGCCUCUUCCCCGCGGCCACCCGCCCGCUUCUCGGGCUCGAUGUGGGCUGCAAUUCUGGGGAGCUGAGUGUGGCUCUGUACCAGCACCUCCUGGGGCUCCAGGACAGCGAUUCCAGCCCGGAGCCAGCGGGAGCCAGGAAGGAGCUGAAGCUGCUGUGCUGUGACAUCGAUCCUGAGCUGAUCCAGAAGGCCCAGCAGAGCAGCCCCUUCCCUGCCUCCAUCUCCUUUGCCAGCCUGGACUUCAUGGAUUCGGGGGCCAGGGAGCCGUUCCUGAGCUCCUACCUGGAGCGCUUCGGCCGCUCCUCCUUUGACAUCGGCUUCUGCAUGUCUGUGACCAUGUGGAUCCACCUGAACCACGGGGACAGGGGCCUGCUGGAGUUCCUGGCCCUCCUGGCCUCCCUGUGCACGUUCCUGCUGGUGGAGCCGCAGCCCUGGAGGUGUUACCGGGCGGCCGCGCGCCGGCUCCGGAGGCUGGGCCGGGACGACUUCGAGCACUUCCGAUCCCUGCAGAUCAACGGGAACAUGGCCGAGAGCAUCACCCGCAUCCUGACCCAGGAAUGUGCCAUGGAGCUCGUCUGCUGCUUCGGGAGCACCAGCUGGGACAGGAGCCUCCUGCUCUUCAAAUCCACCAGUGCCCAUCCUGAGGGCUCCGACUGAGGAAAAGCCUUGCACAUCCAUGGAUUCGUGGGCAAGGAGGCAGAUCUGGGAAUUCCUAAAUCUCUGUUGGGACCAGGCCUUGACUUCCCAUGGAAAUCCAAGGCAAGGAAUGUCUGUGACUGAUCUUUUGGGACAGUUUUAACUGGCUUUGUGGGGUGUGAGGUUGUUCAGGGAAGUGCUCCUGGAAUCCAAGUUCCUACAUGUGCUUUUCAUGUGUAUCAAGAAUAUUCCCUGGAAUAACAGGGGAUAUGCCCAAGGAAAUGUAAAAUGUCCUGAUUGAAGUGGCUUCACAAGGAUCCUCGAGUCCAGCCCCUGGCCCUGCACAGGAUAUCCCAAAAAACCCCUCACUAAUCCCAAAAUCCUGAUGCCAAGUUGUCCAGACAUUCCCAGACCUCCAGAAUCAUAGAAUAUCCAGAGCUGAAAGGGACCUAUCACAGAGUCAUGGAACAUCUGGAGUUGGAAGGGACCCACCUGGAUCAUUGAGUCCAACCCCUGGCCCAGCACAAGACGUCCCAAAAUCCCACCCAGUGCCUGAGGGUGUUGUCCAAGCACUCCCCGACCUCCAGAAUUAUGGAAUAAUCAGAGUUGAAAGGGACCCACAAGGAUCAUGGAGUCAUGGAGUACCCUUAGUUGGAAGGGACCUCCAAGAAUCUACAGCUACAACUCUUGGCCCAGGACAACCCAAAAAUCCCACUGACCCCAAAAUCCCAGCACCCUGAGCUCUGGCUUCUUGGGGCUGUCACUAUUCCCUGGGGAGCUGUUCCAGUGCCUGAUACCCUCUGGAUGAGGAACCUUUUCCCAAAAUCCACCCAAAACUCCUCCCAGGACUCAGGUGAGGCACCUGCAGGACAAUCCCCUCCCUGGACCCAGCACUCCUGGCUCCACUCUCCUGGGACAGGGUUCAUCCCAAACAGUGCUUUUGGGAAUAAUAUGCUUGAAGUAAAAAUCACAGAAUUUUAUCCUAAA